AUUUAGUGUUUCUGGUAUUAAAUGAUCAUGUGAAGGACAUGAAAAAUGAAGUUAGGUAUAUCAGUUAUUUUUCACUUUUCACCUGUCCAAAAACCGCAUGCGGCACGCGGCUGAGCAGAGCCGCUUCCAGCUCCUUCCCCAGCGGCACCGCCCCUGGCAUAAUCAUCCUGAUCGAGCUUAGUUUGAAGUUAUCCACCAGCAGAAUUAUUAGUGACAUAGAUGAUUCAUAUUUUUAUUAGUGUGAUGGUUGAAUUUGUCGCAGAAUUAUUUCACCUAUGAAACAUAAAUCAAUUAUGUCUUCAACUAGUCUUUUCAAGUGAUGUUUCGAAAUUAAUAAAGAUGAUUUUUAUAUUUCUACGGCCGAGGGCUAUAUUAGUAAAUUCUAUGUAAUUUAAGAUUGAAAUAGUGUUGCACAUAUUAUUAUCACUGAAUUUUUCAUGAUAAUAAAACAGUCAUUUUCAGCCAUAAUCAACGGGCCAUUUUCCAAUAAACGAGUCACACAGAAAAUUUAACCAACAAAUCAAACACUAUAUUGGGCCGUUAAAUGCUCUAUGAAUGCCCCUUAUUACCAAUUCAACCACACCCUUAUUUUAUAAAUAAUAACCCUCUCAAUCUCAACUCCUUUUUGUAGUGCAUAGACAUCACAUCCUCCGCAACCGGAAAUCGAAGAUGUACGGAACAAUGUCCGCUGAGAUGACGGUUGAUGUACCGGCAACUGAAGCGUGGAAGGUCUACGGCACUCGACAGCUCCCGGAAGUGGCGGAGGAAGCCAACUCCGACUUUAUAAGCCGGGUCGACGUCGUCCAAGGGGACGGCGGCGCCGGAACUAUUCUCGAGGUCGUUUUCCGUCCAGGGAUGGGUGCGGGAAUGAAUUCGUUCAAGGAGAAAUUCAUAGUGGUGGAUAACGAGAAGCGUGUGAAGGAGGCAGAGGUUGUGGAAAGUGGAUUUCUGGAUCUAGGGUUCAAGCUGUAUCGUAUGAGAUUUAAUGUGAUAGAGGUGGAGGGAAACGAGAAGCAGUGUAUAACUCGAUCUACGAUCGAGUACGAGCUCAAAGAGGAAGCUGCAGCGAAUGUUGAAAUCGCUUCCAUUAAACCAUUCACUGGCCUCAUGCUACUCUGUGCUAAGUAUUUUCUCCGCAACAAUGACAAUUGAUCAACUAUAGCUGCAACAAUGACAAUUGAUCUAAUAUUAACUUGGGAAUGCGUGUUUUACUUUCAUGUUUACUAAAA
Salvia splendens (bonfire salvia) is the source of this 1229-nucleotide messenger RNA. RefSeq names its product norbelladine synthase-like. Gene Ontology annotation, biological process: abscisic acid-activated signaling pathway; defense response. The transcript has 2 exons. The record is from RefSeq and is a predicted model, not a curated record. The coding region runs from base 670 to 1152 and encodes 160 amino acids. NCBI's taxonomy places the organism in Eukaryota, Viridiplantae, Streptophyta, Magnoliopsida, Lamiales, Lamiaceae. Gene Ontology annotation, cellular component: nucleus; cytoplasm. Gene Ontology annotation, molecular function: protein phosphatase inhibitor activity; abscisic acid binding; signaling receptor activity.